Molecule: messenger RNA, 6604 nt
Organism: Geodia barretti
Lineage: Eukaryota; Metazoa; Porifera; Demospongiae; Tetractinellida; Geodiidae
Source: the annotation of a GenBank genome assembly
GCGUGGCGCUCGUUGCUGGUGAGCAAUAUUUAGAGAAAAUAAUUCGGUGUCUUGGUCGUCAAGUUCCUUCGCGAAAGUUCUGGCAUGAGGAAACGACUACGGUAGAAAACGACGUCCGAAACUGACUUAGUGACUCUGUGCGUUCUAGCUGGACAAGGAACAUUUGAGAUUUGAAAGGGGCUCUGUGGUACAGAACUAACUGCAGUAUACAACAUACAACAUGGAGGCGAGUGUUGUGGUGGUUGGCUGGGGACAGACCUCGGAUGGUCAACUGGGACUCGGGGGAAUAGAGGAGACCACCAUCAAUGAACCAAGAUCUCUGAAGAGUCUCCAAUCUGCUGGUGUGAGGGUGAGGCAGAUAGCCUGUGGCCAAGCCCACACUCUCCUACUAACAGACUCGGGGGAGGUGUGGUCAUGUGGGAGGAAUGAGAAGGGACAGUGUGGACAGGAUACCUCCUCCACCAGACCUGCUCGUAUUGACUCACUCAGUAUACCUGGGGUGAGCGUGACCCAUGUAGCUUGUGGCCACGCCCACUCGUUGGCUCUGACAGCCGGUGGACAGGUGUAUUCCUGGGGGAGUAACGAGCACGGUCAACUAGGGGUUGCCUCCUCCAUAGCUCAUCUCGGACUCCCUCAACUAGUGGAGAGUCUGACUAAGAUGAGAGUGUUGCAAGUGGCAUGUGGUGGACACCAUACCCUGGCACUCACGAAUGGUGGACGACUGUUCAGUUGGGGUAGUAAUGCAUAUGGCCAGCUAGGUCUCAGAGCUUCUGUCCACACUCUCUCCUCACCUCAGGAGGUGUUGGCAUUGUUGGGUCUGCCCAUCCUCCACGUAGCAGCAGGAGAGGCCCACAGUAUGGUGGUCUCCAUCUCUGGAACCGUCUUUGGCUGGGGCAGGAACACAUUUGGUCAGUUGGGAGUUGGACACGACAGAGACACAGGAGAGCCUACAGAGCUGGCUGCUCUGAGGACCCAGAGAGUCACAUACAUCUCAUGUGGAGAGAAACACACAGCAGCUCUUACCGAGGAUGGAGGGCUGUUUACGUUUGGAUCGAGUGGAUUCGGUCAGCUGGGCCACAACGGCACUCACUCCACCACAUAUCCCACCAAAGUGUUUGAGCUGAUGGGCUCCACUGUCACCCAGGUGGCCUGUGGAAGGUGCCACACUCUUGCUCUAGUCCAGUCCUCUGGGAAGGUGUACAGCUUUGGUCUGGGGACCUGCGGACAGCUGGGGGCGGGGUCUCUGGGAAACAUGGCCACGCCCACUCUGGUCCGGGGCCAGUGGCUCAGCUCGGAGGCUCUGACUCGGCCGGUGGUGGACGGAGAGGAGAGAGGAGGGAUGGUGGCCAGGGAGGUGUUUGCUGGAGGAGACCAGUCUUUUGCCAGCCUCGCUGUCCGUGGAGAACAUGGUGUGUCAGUGAUCUCUGACCAUCGUCGGAAGCAGUCAGGCUGUAUCCUCCCCUCUCUCAACCACGACGUCCUCAAAGAGGUUCUUGACGAGGCCCUCAUCACUAAAGACUACACCAGAGCCUCCAGUUUCUUGAGGAUGUUCUUCUCCCAUUCCUCACUCCUCAAUGGCUCAUUCCUGUCCAGAGAACACCACAUGCUCCACACCAAGAGGUCGGGGGUGGAUGUGGACGAGGCUCUGCGGUGUAUGAGUCUCCUGAGACGGAGACUGGACCAGUCUGGCCCCAGCAGCAAGAUCAACCUUCUCACUACCUUGCAGUCCUGUCUGGGGGCCAUGUUGGAGGGGGUGGUGCAAUCCAAGAGACGUGCAUCCCCCGAGUGUGUGCGACUGUUCCUCACCCUCCCCUCCUUCAUCCUCCAACCUCUCCACCCCUCUCUCUACGCCAUGUUUGCCAAGGCUCUCACUGAUCUCCCCGCAGAGUGGAGAACUCUCCUCGGUCAGUGGCUCUUCGACUCUCCACUCCCUUACAUAGAGCUGUGGCUGGACUCGGCCAAACAAUCUUUAACCCAGUAUCUACUGUCAAGGAAGACAGAGGCAUCACAGAAUAAGAACCCAAUUGACUGCCAAAUCUCACAGUUUCAAAAAUCUCCACAUUCCAACCAAAUUCAGUCACCGAACGAAGUUCUGCACAUUCUCAGACUACUAAAGUGCAUGCAUGAGUGGAACACGAGACAUGGAGAGGUGCUGGCCCACUCGCAGUUCUAUGUCCCUGCUGUCAACGAGGUGGUAAACUUGGUCGAUGACUUCUUCAAAUGGAUCAACCCCAAAGAACAUGUCGUGGUGUUCUGUCGGUAUCCAUUUAUCCUGGACUCCAGAGCUAAGGCUGAGCUUCUCAAAGUGGAGUCCAGGGUUCAGAUGCAAAUUGCGGUGAACUCAGCUCACUCAGAGAUGAUGCGGCAGAUAUUCACGCAGCGGAUGGUCGGGGACUUCUCUCCCUUGGCAUACAAGUUGGUGGUUCACCGGUCCAACCUGGUCCAUGACACUCUCAACUCCCUCGUCUCCACUGAUCCCGCCAACUACAAGAAACCACUACGGGUGGAGUUUGUAGGGGAGGAGGGAAUGGAUGCCGGAGGAGUUCAGAAAGAGUUCUUCCUCUUGCUGUUGAAAGACAUCCUCAAUCCUCACUUUGGGAUGUUCACUGAAGACGACGAGUCCUCGUUUAUCUGGUUCAAUGAUGAGCCUCUAUCAUAUGGGAGUCUCAACUACUUCAAGUUGGUGGGGAUAGUAUGUGGACUGGCCAUCUACAAUUCUGUCAUCAUUGACCUCCCAUUCCCUGCUGCUCUCUACAAGAAACUCCUUAAAAAGCCGACGGACCUGACAGAUCUGAAGCAGUUGCACCCGUCGGUAGGCAGCAACCUGGAGUCACUUCUCACCUACGAGGGAACUGACUUUGAGGACACCUUCUCACUCACUUUUGAGCUAACUAGGAGAAGUUUCGGAGAGGUGAUAACGAUCCCACUAAUACCAGGGGGCACCUCGGUCUCCGUCACCAGGGACAACCGUACCGAGUAUGUGAGGGCCUACGUCAAGCAUGUACUGGACGAGUCGGUCAAGGAGCCAUUUCUUGCCUUUGACGAGGGCUUCAAGAGAGUGUGCGAUGGGAAAGUACUGUCGAUGCUGCAUCCUCUGGAGUUGAUGUCACUGGUGGUAGGACAGCAGGCUAUCGACUGGUCUCACCUGGAGAAGUACAUGGACUACAGGAAUGGCUACCAUAAGGACCACCCAGUGAUAAAGAUGUUCUGGACUGUGUUUAACGAUCUGCCAGUAGAGGCCAAGAGAAAGUUCCUGGGUAUGUAUGUUACCUUUUAUAAUUAUGCUGCCAACUAAUGAGCAUUGUAAAGACUAAAGCAAACAUGUAUGUAUGCAGAGCAUUUUGGCUUUGAGCUCCGAAGAGAGUCGAAAAAAUGUAAUGUGGCUCUGACAACUAUAUUAUAUAGUUGAUGUUUAUGUACUUGGGAAAGCAGCAAGUUACGUAUGUCUCUUUGCUGCAGUGUUUUGGACUGGCUCCAACAGAAUACCAGUGGCCGGUGUGGAGAGUAUGAAGAUGAUGAUUCAGAGGAUGGAUGGGGGCAGGACUGCGAAAGACUCCCAGUGGCCCACACGUGUUUCAACGUCCUGGAUCUCCCUCCGUACCCUUCUCAAGAACUCAUGAAACAGAAACUGUUGCAGGCAAUAAACUUUACGUCAGGAUUUGGAAUUGUGUAGCACAGUAAAACAUUGUAUAUGUAAACAUCAUUGUAUAGUAGUUAAGUUAUGCAGUAUAUAUGAUAAUGAUCGUGCAUGCGCUGAGGCGCGGUGGGGAUUCCCCUUGAAAGUGUGGGCCGUUCUCUUCCAUCUUCCGCGUGAAGCCGGGAAGACUGAGCAGAAUAUCCAUCCCGCCGUACGGAUCGUGUUCUCCGUCUGACGAGUACAUUAUCGUUGCUCGCCCCGGCAUGUAGAAUGGCUCAGCGACAGGAGCAACCAAGGAGAAGUGAAGAAACCUCGGGCGAUACUUUAGGGAGCCGCAAUUCACUCGACAUGAAAGACUGGGAAUGCGUCAGCAGCGAUGAAGUAAAGGUAGCGUUGGCUGUAGUUGUGGGUGAAAGUGAUACGGAGCAACCAUCACAGGACAAGGAACUUGAAAAGCCGAGAGCAACGAAGGAACAAAUGGGGGGGGAAAGAUGAUGGACUCUGUAGGCAGGCUAGUCAGAGUUGGCCAACUGAAAGUGGAGAGUUCCAGUCAGCGAGAUCAACUCCGUACUCUUCCAUGACCUCCGAGACUGCUACACAUGAUCCAAUUACACCCACAACAGAACAGCAAGAGAGGGAGAUGGAAGAUGCUAUGUUCAGUCGCCCCGAAGGGCUCCCUAACAGUGUCAGCGAGCUGCAACAAGAGUUAUUUCAACAGUCUAUUCAGUUUCAAAAGGCUGAGAAACGAGCGAGGUAUUUUGAGGCAGAGUAUCAUAAAGCUACGAGAAACCUUGUCAAACUAAAGAGGGAUCUUCAGGAAAAGGACGAAGUUAUGAAGAAUGCAGUGGGGGAGCUUGAAAAGACAGACGCUAAAAUGAAAUCAAUUCAACAACAUUCUAAAUCUCAGAGUCAACAAAUCCUUGUGUUGCACAAUGAAGCAAAGGAGAGAGAUGCCGAGAUUCAUGAAGUACGUUUAGCUAUGAAGGAACUGAAGGGAAAAUAGAUACUCUUGAGGGUGAGAGGGAGGCAAAGGACCUGGAACUUGAGCAGAGCCGAAAGACACUUCGAUCACUGGGAGAGCAAGUGAAGAAACUGACAACUGAUAAUGCGUCACUCCUCGACAGAAUGCGCAAGUUUGGAGGACUGCAGAACGAGAGUCGAGAACUGAGCACUAAAGCAGGAAAACUUCAGGAGGAACUGAAGAAAGUCUCUGCGGAGAGAGAUGAACUGAAAUUUCUCCUUGAGGCUACCCAGGCCCAGGCAAAGGUGUAUGAGGAGGACUUCAAGACGGAGCGAGAUGAUCGGACGAGAGCAUUUGCAGAGAGAGAGAAGGAAGGAGAGAGAUAUCGGGAGGAGAUUGAGCGUCUCCAGAUACAACUCAAAAGUCACAAGGGGAAUCUGACUGACCUGGAGAUCAUCCACAUGGCCAGACAGAGGGAGCUAAUGCAGGCCAUGGACGACCUGAAGAAAUGCCAGGAAGAGGUUCAGGCAAAGACCUCUCAAGUCAAGCAGUAUAAAAAGCAACACGAUGGGCUGGUGACCAAGGUUGCAACUCUCGAGCGCGAGAAAAAAGAACUCGCUGAGCAGUUUGAGAUGGCGAGACAGCAAGUGGAGCAGCGAUCGAAAAAGAAAGCCAAAGCUGCACAUGCAGAGGGUGAGCAGGCCCAUGCUGAAUUGGCAAAGCAAGCAAAUCACUAUAGAGCAAAGUCACAAGCGAGAAAAGCUGAGUUGGCCAAGAUGACAGCAGCAUACGCCAAAGCAAGGCAGGAGUUACUGAAUGUGAAGAAGGAAGUUAAGAAGGAGAAAAAGAAAACCGCUGUCAUCAGCAAUCCUGUCAAUCAGUCUGAACUACAUGAGCUCUGCAGAAAUCUCCAGUUUGAUAAGGAGGAGCUGAAGGAUCAGAUAAAAGCAUUGAUGGAAACCAAUCCGAAAUUGUACGAGAGUUGGUCAGCUCUAGAAGAUGCCGACACUGGGUCUGUAGGAAGCCCCACUGAACUGGAGUUCCCACCAUCUCCUGAUGAUGAAGCAUCAAAUUCAUUGGCCGUCGCCUCUGAAGUGUCGACCAGAUUCUCAUCCACAACCAAGUCAACCGGCAGCAGACCAAGAUCAAGUACAUUCUCAGGGAUAUCUCACUCUCCCAAACCCGCUGGAGGGAAGAAACCGACUCCACACUACUCCAACAUACCGGGAGCCACUACUUCUGUCAGGACCGACAUACAGCAUGCAGACUACGUGAACCAGAGCAGAAUCCAGGCAAUGCUUGCCAACUAUCAGCAGUCCGAUGCGGUCCCAGCAUCUCCUCCUGAUGCUAACUCCCUUCCUGCUCCAAUCAUGGUCUUCACUGAAGACUCGGCUAACCAGAGAAAAAGUAAACUGUCUUCUGUUCCAGGGAGUAUGCCACCAUCUGGUGCUAGUGGUGUGGGGAGUGUGGUUGGAGGUGGGUUAGGAGGAGGCGGUGUGGAGGGACAGGGGAGGGAGAGAAGAGGCAGCGCUCCAACCUGGGGUUCCAAUGAUCCAGACAAUCUCCCUGCACUACACGAUAGGCAGCACCAACUCCAAUCUAAUCCGUAUGGCCACGCAAGUCUUCCGAGAACGCAAUGAAUCGUCGGCCUGUACCAACACCCAAGGAGGGAGCAGCCAGCCGGUCAACCCAGGCCCCCAGCUGGUCCCACGCCCGCCGAGAGAGAGAUGAUGAUGAAACAAGAAGAAAAGCGUCAAGCAGGAGACAUUCUCACUCCAGGGAUUGCAACAGAGAUGCACGGAAUGGCACAUGACGUAAUAGAGGAGAUGGAGGAAGGAGGAGGGCACGAAGUGACUGGGACUCCGUAUGACCCAAACCUCACCUGCGUCAUCUGUCAGAAGAUGUUCAGGAUUGGAGAGAUACAGCUCUAUCGUACUCAUGUCGAAACCUGUGCUGGGACUAUGGUUUAGUGUUUUGAUGCUGUAUAUAUACUUCUGCUGAAUGUG